UGGUAUACUUCAGUCUACUGCGAGUUUUCGUAAACGCAACGACCAACUCUAAAAACGACGGUUAAAUAUUAUAAAAUAACAUUCGCCAAGCAACAAGUGGCUUUGUUAUAAUAUACACCGUUAACCAGCAACAACAACAAAAGUGUUUAAAGUGUUAAUUUUAGUUCAAAAGUAUUAGAAAAACAAAUUCUAACAAAAUGGCUCAAAUGGUGCAAAUGACUACUGAACAAUUACAACAACUUAUCGAGGCUGUACGUGUUUCAGCUGCUAGUGGAGCAGCCGCAAAUGUUGUGUCUGGAACCAAGUCCAAAGGUAGUUUCAGUAAUUGUUCAUCCCGCUUUGGCGGUCAACGUGAUCAUGAAGCUGUUGAAGAAUUUAUCACCUCAAUUGUAACGUACAAAGAAGUGGAAUCGAUUAGUGAUGAAGAUGCCUUAAAGGGUAUUUCCUUGCUGUUCUACGGUUUGGCCUCAACCUGGUGGCAGGGUGUGCGCAAGGAAGCUAAAACUUGGGAUGAUGUUUUGGCUUUGAUACGUGAUCAUUUCUCGCCCACCAAACCGGCCUAUCAAAUCUAUGUGGAUAUUUUCGAUAAGAAACAAGAUGAUAAAACCGCUAUCGAUACUUUUGUGUGCCAGAAGAGAGCCCUAUUGGCCCAAUUACCCGAUGGUAGACAUGAUGAAGAAACCGAAAUUGAUUUUGUCUAUGGUUUGCUCAACAUCAAAUACCGUAAACAUAUUGCUCGUCAAGACUUUAAAACAUUCCGUGAAUUGUUGGAAAAGGGUCGUGUUAUCGAGCACAAUAUGAUGGAAGAUGAGGCCAAUCAACAGGGUCCUGUUAGAGGUGCCAAGGGCACUAAGAGAUGUACUUACUGCAAUUUCCGAGGUCAUACUACUGAACAAUGUCGCAAACGUAAAAAUGCCGAUAAUGCCUCCAACAAUGGCGACUAAAUCAACACAACACUACAACAACUAACAACUUAACCAAAAAAGUUGAAAAACAUGAUGUCAUUUUAACUCAUCUAUAUACCAAAAACAGCCCUCAUGGUCUUUUAUAGCAAAGUACUAUGAGUUUUAGGUAAAUGACAUCAUUAAAGAGAAACCGUUAAUCUCUUUUAAAAUUUAAUUUUAUAUAGGCUGCUCUUAGUUUAAUGUCCCAGGUUUUUCUAUACAAAUUUCGAACGUUUUAUUAUUUUUAUAUAAAUGUUUUAUUUUUUUUUUAAUUUAUAUAAAAAUUUUAAAUAUUUUUAAUUUGUAUAGAAUUACUUUAGCAUUUGAUUAAGGGUUACGCCUCCUCCUUAUUAAUAUUUUACGCUAGUUUUACAAACCGGCUUUACAGGCUAAGAACGCCUGGACCUGAUAAAAUUUCUAAAAAUCUUUUAGAUUUAACAGAAAUCAUGUAUUUUUAUAUACAACCAUGCAUACAUACAUAUAUAUAUAUAUAUAUAUAUUAUAAGUCGGAUAUCUUUCUAUAUCCUUGAGCAUCAGUGACUCUCUUUAAAUGUUUGAAUUUUUUUUAGAACUGAAAUUUUUAUCUAAUUUUUCAAAACCCUUGACAAAUUUAGAACUUGUGUCUGAAAUUGUUUAAGUGUUAAAGAAAACUAAGAUUUAAGUUUUAUAGUUUAAAAAUAAUUUAAACAUUUUAGGAAAGUUGCUAAAAACCGUUAUAUUAAGUGUUAUGAUAAAAAGUCUUAAAGAAAACUUUUAUUUUAAAGUAAAAUUUUAAAAUAUUUGUUUUAAUUUUUCAACAUAAAACAAAUAUUUUAAUGUUUAUACUUUAAGAAAAUAGAAAAUUUUCUUUAAGGCUUUUUCUAACAUUUAUUAUAGCAAAAACCUUCCCCUUGGGGAAACCCCCGCAUUUUGGGAAAAUUUUGAAAAUGUUAUGAUAUAAAUAUGGCAGCAGUAUGUUGCAGACAAUAUUAUAGAAAAUUAUUUAAACUUAAGAAUUAUUUUAUUUUCUUGAGGUCUUUUCUUGAAAAGUCUUAAGAAUCUUAAAGUAUUUUCUUUAGUGCUAAAUAAGUUUUGAAAAUAUUGUCUGCAAACUUUCUGCUCCAGGUUUAUUUGUCAUUUGUUUUCUUAAUUUUCUUUUAAUGCAAAAAACUUUUCGCUUUGCGAAAAAAAAACUUUAAAACUGAAUAUUUUUUAUUCAAAUCAAUUUGAACUAAAUUGUACUACAAUGGCUAGGUUGUCGCCAUUCGUACAAUUGGCAACACCUUAUAAAGUGUUUUUAAAUAUUGAACAUUUUUAUAACACUUUUAAAGGUACGCCAGUCUUUUAAUCAUAAGUUAAAAUUCGCUUUUGGGUUUUAUGAAAUCCUCCAAAUCCCUUAAGGCUUUUUUAACUUUCUCUAUUAUCUUUAUUAUUAACUUUAGUUUAUUUUUUUGUAAACAAACAACUCAACGACAAAUAGCUUUCAACGCAGACUUAUCAACAAGUCUAAAUUAACUUUGUAAACAUUUAACGUUUGGCGCUCCCUGGAGGUGGGCCAUAAUGCAACGUUUGAAUGUUUUUUCUUACUUUAAAUUGUCUGAUUUUUUGUUUAUUUUUUUGAACUUUAGUUAAUAUCAUUAUUUUUUUUUUUUAGUUAUUA
Messenger RNA from Lucilia sericata (common green bottle fly), 2583 nucleotides. RefSeq names its product activity-regulated cytoskeleton associated protein 1-like. The transcript has a single exon. The coding region runs from base 198 to 944 and encodes 248 amino acids. NCBI's taxonomy places the organism in Eukaryota, Metazoa, Arthropoda, Insecta, Diptera, Calliphoridae. The record is from RefSeq and is a predicted model, not a curated record.